CUGAAGAGAACUAUCUCCAGAGAGAGCGAGAGAGAGAGAGAGAGAGAGAACAAAAGUGCUGUGAAGAGAGCGGAUGAAUGGAACGAAUGGAUGGAGACGAGUGUUGAUUUGAUAUGAGAGUCGAGCAUCGUCUCAGGUUCAUUCUUCGCCUCUGGAUGUCGAAGAACUCUCUCAAAUGUAACGUUCAAGUUGUCUCCUGACUCAUAAUCCAUCUGCUCGGUGAAGCUCUAAACGCUUGCGUACAGCCAGGAAAACAAGACCGAGGCUCCUGAAGGUGACGGGGAACAUGCUGUCGAUGUCAAACUGGAACUUUCCGGCUUCCACACACUUGAAGAGCCAUGGAAAGCAUCCUACGGAGCGGACCGAUGUCCCUCGAUGGCUCUGAAUGGGACGGGUGCUGGAUUCAGCUCCUCUGUGGUAUCGACGGACAGAAGUGACAGCCGUGGGUGAUGGAGCAGAAGGUGUCUCUGGUUCUCAAUAAUUCAAUGGAUUGUAAUGAGAGUGAAAACAGAAACAGGUCAGACUUUUUGACCGCGAUGUCUGUGCAGAAGAACUGGGUGGCUCUGUUGAUUUCUCUGGUCAUUAUAAUCACAGUGACGGGGAAUAUUCUGGUCAUCAUGGCCGUGAGUCUGGAGAGAAAGCUACAGAACGCCACCAACUACUUCUUGAGGUCUUUGGCCUUUACAGACAUGCUUCUGGGUAUCCUGGUGAUGCCAGUGGCCAUGGUGACCAUCCUCUAUGGUUACACUUGGCCCCUGCCCUCGGCCUUGUGUCCCAUCUGGAUCUACCUGGACGUCCUCUUCUCCACUGCCUCCAUCAUGCACCUGUGCGCCAUCUCUCUGGACCGCUACAUCGCCAUCCGCAACCCCAUCCACCACAGCCGCUCAAACUCUCUAACUCGAGCCCGUGUUAAGAUCACGGCAGCCUGGACCAUCUCUGUAAUUAUCUCCAUGCCCGUCCCGGUCCUCGGCCUUCACGAUCGCUCCAAAGUCUUCCGCAACGAGAGCUGCCAGCUGACGGACGACAACUUCGUCCUGAUUGGCUCUUUCGUGGCGUUCUUCAUCCCGCUCAUCAUCAUGGUGGUCACCUACGUCCUCACCGUCAGCUCUCUGCAGAGCGAAGCCACGCUGUGCCUCGACCAACUCAUCGUGCGGCCGAAGUGGUCGUCCACCGUCGGCCUCCUCCCGCGAGGCUCGCUCUCCUCCGAGCGCCUCUUCUCCCGUUCCUCUCUCUGUCGCCACGGCGACGGGUCCGCCCGAGGCUCCGGCCGACGCACCAUGCAGUCUAUCAGUAACGAACAGAAGGCCUCGAAAGUUCUGGGCGUGGUCUUCCUGCUCUUCGUCAUCAUGUGGUGUCCGUUCUUCGUCACCAACGUGAUGGCGGUGGUCUGCGGCUCGGCGUGCGACGAGCAUUUGGUGGGCGGCCUGAUGAACGUGUUCGUGUGGGUGGGUUACCUGUCGUCGGCCGUCAACCCUUUCAUCUACACGCUCUUCAAUAAGACGUACCGCGCCGCCUUCGCCCGGUACAUGCGCUGCCGUUACCGCGAGGAACGGAGGCCUCUGCAGCUGAUCCUGGUGAACACCAUCCCUCCUCUGGCAUACAGCUCCUCUCUGAAGGCCGACAACUCAUUAGACGGGAGGGGGGAGGACUUUUCUCACAAAGACAAAUCUAAAUCUGCACAUGCACAAAACAAGCAGGAGCGGGAUGAGGUUGUGAGUCAUGUGUGAGAGCACCUGUACACCUGGCAUUCACAUGUGAGAUCAAAACAAUCCGACAGCACCCAAAUUAAAAAUGCCCCAUGAUGCAUUGCGAUUCGCCAGGGACCAUUUGUGACACAUUGGUAAUCAUUGUUCGUCAUUUUAACACAGACACUGCUGUGUUUCAGUCACUGGAUUUAGUGAACAACGUCCCAUUAAGUUUUUUUAUUCCAGCACACUUUGUUCCUGCACUAAAAUCUUCGCUCACUCCCUUCUGGUCCUCUGGGUCACUAGAUCUCUGUUAGCAUCAUUGCCUUUUAAAGUAGGAAAAUGCAAUUCUUUCAUUUUUUAGAACUCAUGUUUUAUAAUUCUGCAAAUGUUCUCAGAAUGUUGGCUAACGUUCUGUAAAGAGCGUUUUAUCAACGUUAUUGCUAAAUGCGCAUAAAGUGUUAUAGAAACAACAUUGGUAUAACAUUGGUAAAUGUUGGCAUGUUAUUUUUUUCAUUGUUUAAAAUCAUUCAAAAUUACAUUUUCAUAACUUAGCAAUAUUAGCUAAAUGUUCUCAGAAUGUUGGCUAAUGUUAUCCUAAAGUGUUCAUGCGAUCAACAUUAUUGCUAAAUGCUCUGAAAAAAAGGUUAUCAAAACAUUGGUAAACUGUAAUCAAAAUUGUUGGUUCAACUUAAAAAAAUAAGUUACCUGGUUGCCUUAAAAUGUUAAGUUAUUCAACCUAAACAUAUUAGUUAACACAGCAAGUUUGCAUCAAAUUCGUUGAGUUAACUAAUAUUUAUAAGUUGCAAAAAACUCACAAAUUUUAGGCAACUAAGUUGAACCAUCCAAUUUUUUUACUGUGUAUAACAUUGGUAAACGUUGGUAGGCUAUAUAUUUUUUCAUUGUUAGUGGAGUUUAAAAAACCUUCAGAAAUACCAUUUUCAUAACUUAAUAUUACCAAUAUUAGCAAAAUGUUCGCAGAAUGUUUGCUAAUGCUCUCUAAAAGUUCUCAAAAAGUGUUCUUUUUCUAUUUUAAAGAGCAUUUAAUCCACAUUAUAUAACAUUAUUCUUUCACUGUUAGUUAAGAUAUCUUGGCAAUGUUAGCAAAAUAUUGCAUGGGUAUUUCUUUUUGGUUAGCAGUAAAAAGUAGGUCAGUCGUGUUUUUCUGGUGUUAUAAAGAAUGAUUAGAUCUGGAAACAUCGGGUGUAAAUGCAACCCAGCUAAAAACAGACGCGUAUGUUAAUGCCAGGUGUAAAUAAGAUCUUUGUAGGUCUCGGUGUAAAAAAACUCUUUUUCUUUUAACAUCAGCACAGAUAAUAGAGCAGCAAUGAAGUUCACAGAUCACAUUUUGGCACUCAAAUCACAACCUCUUUUGUACAGGAUUUGUAAAAUACUUGUGUUUGUUAAAUAAUUGUAAAGCUCAUUGGAGUUUGAUGAUCAUCCAGAAUGUUUAUACAGAGAUUUAAUGGUGAAAACAAGAACCAGUGUGAAUGAAACCGUUUUUGUCAUUUCUUGUAUUUAAGAGUUCAUUUUCCAUAUGAAGUUGAUUAAUUUAUUAAUAUUACACUGUAAAUAGCACUGUAAAGAUUUGUGUAUGAUAUGUGGCUAGAUGAAAUAAACGUUACAAGCAAGAUUUUCUGGUCAUUUUUGUUGAGCCAGACGGCUGGAUGGGACGGGAUUCGACAA
This is a messenger RNA of Triplophysa rosa, 3371 nucleotides long. It is a transcript of the gene htr2ab, whose product is annotated as 5-hydroxytryptamine (serotonin) receptor 2A, genome duplicate b. Gene Ontology annotation, cellular component: plasma membrane; dendrite. Gene Ontology annotation, molecular function: G protein-coupled serotonin receptor activity; neurotransmitter receptor activity. Lineage: Eukaryota; Metazoa; Chordata; Actinopteri; Cypriniformes; Nemacheilidae. The transcript is spliced from 4 exons. Gene Ontology annotation, biological process: chemical synaptic transmission; G protein-coupled receptor signaling pathway, coupled to cyclic nucleotide second messenger. Bases 450 to 1727 code for a protein of 425 amino acids. The record is from RefSeq and is a predicted model, not a curated record.